ACAGACCAGACUCCCGUGGAGGCCCAGGAGCGCUCAGGUUCCACGCUGUUCUCUCAGUGGACACUCCCCCACGCUGGCACACACACCCUCCGCUAAAGACAGCUGGACUGCCUCCCUGCCACAGGCUGUUCAACCCGGACAGCUCCACUGCCAAGGUGGAGAGAUAAUCUGUGAGAGAAAACCAGAGAAAGGUCCCAGUAAGAGAAUAUCCUGCUGUCCCUCUUCAUCAACAUGGGGGCUGUGUUCUCACGAUGGAGGGCUAAACCAUCCACUGUGGAGAUUUUGGAAGGAAUUGACAAGGAUAUACAGAUUCUUGAAGACUAUAGUGAGAAGUAUCAAAGGCAGUUGAAGAUAUGGGUUGGACGACUGCUUCUGUACUCGUCUCUUCUCUACUUGAUCACUUCCAUAGUUGUGUAUUUCUGGUACCUGCCUGAACAGUUAAUGGGACGGCUCAUAUUGUCUCUUCCCUUCCUAAUAUUUCCACUUUUAGUGUGGUUGCUUCGAAAACUGCUUAUAAUUCUUUUUUCACGAAGAACAGAAAAAAAUAAUGAGAAAUUAGAGGAUCUCAGAGCACAGAAAAGGAAAAUACUUGAAGAAGUCAUGGAAACUGAGACAUAUAAAAAUGCUAAAAUGAUAUUGGAGAGAUUUGAUCCUGAUUCCAAGAGAAAACAUGAACUUGAAUCCACUCCAGCCGGACCUCAGAUGACUCCAAAACCAGGACAAGAGCUUCGCCAGCGUAAUGUCAUCCCAAAGACCCCCCCAGUGAUGGUGAAUCCUGCAAACGCUGCUGCUGCCCGCCCUCCUCUUGCCUCUGGGCCCACCUAUCCUGGACGAUCUUCCCACUCUGCUCCAGGUGGACCCCCAGAGAGGAGCCUGUCAGCUAUGGCUGCUCAGCAGAGCUUGAUGAGGAAGCCUGUGACCCCUGGAACACCUGUUCCAGGAGUCGGGAUGCACCCCCCAGGCCCACCCCUGGCCAGACCUGUCCUCCCAAAGGAACGGGGUGCUAUGGACAGAGUCAUUGAGUAUCUUGUUGGAGAUGGUCCUCAGAACAGAUAUGCUCUCGUAUGUCAGCAGUGCCUGUCCCAUAACGGCAUGGCAUUAAAAGAAGAAUUCGAAUACAUUGCCUUCCGGUGUGCAUAUUGUUAUUUCUUGAACCCUGCAAGAAAGACUAGGCCUCAGGCACCGAGACUCCCCGAGGUGACCGGUGAACUGAAGAUGUCAUCUGAGGCCCCGUUACCAUCGUCUGUUGCCGACAUGGAUGACGUGCAGAAUGUUUUAGAGAAAACCAAGCUUGCUGAUGUCCCUGCUGGAACAGAUACCCCAGAGCCAGACACACCAACAACCACAGAGCUGAGUUCUGCGUCAGACAGCCAAAACACCCCAGAGUCACAAGACCUGCCCUCUGAGAAAUCUGACGAAGAGCAUGAUUCAUCUGCCAUGGAAGUGGAAUAAAACAAAAGAGUGGUGAUUUCAAUGCAAAUCAGACUGGAACUUUAUUCUUUGAAAAGCAUGUAAUAGCAGUUAGCUUAUAAGUAAAUGCCGUAAGUUGGAAUAGCACAAUAACAACCCAGCUGUUAAUGUGCUUCUCAGCUUACAGAAUGUCCUUUAUUUGCUUUUAUAGUUCUAGCAAUAGUAAUGAACUGAAAAUGAAACUGCUUAGCGCUAACGUUUGAUAGCACCUGCCAAACACCUUUAUUCAGUGUGAUUAUAUGUUCAUAACAGAUUAGAUUGAAUUCAUUUUGUUUUUGAUGUUGUAUAGGAAAAAACUGUUUCUAUGUUUUCUUUCCUUUCCAUAUUUUAUUUGUUUUUGACUGAAUUUCUGCCAUUAUUCUAUCUAGGUUAAUGGUAAACAAAAACUAUAUUGUGGGGAAAGUUUUAUUUAUGGGAAAUUAUUUAUAAAUAUUUUUCUAUAAUGCUGAACCUUUCGUGACAGUGUUAACUGGGGUACUUUGCAGCACGGAGGUGCUAACAUGUUUACGCAAAUAUGGUACCGUAAUAGGAAUGCACAUACAGUAUGUAUUUAUUGCUGAAAGAGAGGAAAGCAAAUUUAUGUGAGUACUGUGCACCUGCCAUAAGUGCCUUUUAUAUUUUAAGCCUCUGCUUCAGAGGGUUGUUGCUAAAAACAUUUUUACAUAUAGACAAUAAAGUCUUUCAAGUGUUUUCAGUCUUAAAUGACAGUAUUUGUUGACUGAAUGUAUGAAUUCCUUUGCUGUAAAAAUAUUACUAAAUAAACUUAUGAGAGCGCA
Amphiprion ocellaris (clown anemonefish) is the source of this 2246-nucleotide messenger RNA. It is a transcript of the gene lnpka, whose product is annotated as limb and neural patterns a. The record is from RefSeq and is a predicted model, not a curated record. The transcript is spliced from 13 exons. Gene Ontology annotation, biological process: endoplasmic reticulum tubular network organization. Bases 232 to 1452 code for a protein of 406 amino acids. NCBI's taxonomy places the organism in Eukaryota, Metazoa, Chordata, Actinopteri, Pomacentridae. Gene Ontology annotation, cellular component: endoplasmic reticulum tubular network.